UGUGUAUAAUGUUCUUGUCUGUCUCUGUGAAGCUGCCUCAUCCCUCUUGGCCGUAGUGUUCCAGGGUGCUCUGUUCAAUUCCUUAACAGGUUCAUCUGCCCUGGGGAAAAUUUUUUUGUUGUUUUGAGACAGGUUCUUGCUGUGUAGCCUUGGCUAGCCUGGUACCAGAAAUACAGCCCAUGCUAGCUUGAGCUUGUGGAAGUCUUCCUGCUUGCCACUCCUAAGUGCUAGGAUUAUCCCUUUUUGUGAUGGGCCUUGUGCAUGGUACGCAAGUGCUCUAACCUGAGCUAUGCAUGUAGCUUAGGGUUUCUUCAGAUUGAAAACAUAAGGCAGUAUACAGUCCUGGGAUCAGCAACCUGUGUUUUGUUUUGCCUUUUUCUGUAUGUGCUAUGCCAUGUCUUCCCUAUACUAACAAAACUAUUGGCUCUAAGCCUUUCAUAACAUUUCCCCUCUUGGAUUCCUGGUCAAAUCUCUAUAUUCUGGUCCCAAAGGCACAUCUUUAUCUUAAGAUCCUUGCACUUCUGGGGGGUCUCAUGAAGAUAGUUGGUGCUGUGCCAGGGAGUGACUCUAGCCAAACUGUGGGCCUUUUUUAGCUCUCAGGUGUUACUCUCUGUGAAGCUACUGAGGUAACAGCUGAUUGAGUAUAUCAGGAGAGCAUGCUGAAGGUGUCCAGGAUAUCAUUACCGGUGGUUCGUCACACAAUCCUGUGAAAUCCGAGGUUGAGAGAACUCCUUAACUCCUGAGAGCUAGGACUCUAGCAGUAAGAAGCAGCCUUGCAAGCCUUUCCUAGACAAGGCCCUUUACUUGGCUGGACCUCUUCAGUUUCUUUCAGGGGUCACAGGUUAAUGAAUUCAGUUGGUGAGAAGAUUCCCUCCUUUCCUUUCCUCCUUUCAUAGAUAUAUGGCUCUAUGCUAUAUGCAGGAUUGGACUGGACUCUUCUCAGAAAGCUGAUUGAUCCUGCCCCCACCAACUGAUAGCUCAUCUCCUUUUUCUUUUCUGUGAAACACUGAAAAGAGCAUGAACUUCAGAGUCAGCCUCAUCUAAUUUCAAAACUAGCACUACCACUAAAAAGCUUAGAUUUGAAACUGUUGGCCUUAUAGUAAAUGCCUAAUAAAAUGUCAAGUUUUUCUGUUCAUCUCUUUCUCCUAAAACAAAAGCCCUAGUUUCUGCAAGUUCCAAAGUACAGGAAGUUUCAGAGUUCUGGCAAGCUCCUUCUGUUAGUUACUCUUGGUAACACUAAGCCCCUUAUCACUCCUUACUCCCUGGCCCUCUAGCCAACUCCAUUCGUCUUCUCUACUCUUGGGUUUCAAGUUGUGUUUUUCUGUAGUUUCCAUAAUUCAUAAUUUCAGUUCUUCUCUUCCCUGGACUAAUAAAUUCUUCCAGAAGGAUUUUCUUUUCCAUUGACCAGGAGAUGUGAAACAAGGGAGAGAUGGAGCUAAAGGAGAAGGGUUGGGCAGGGUCAUGAAAUAAAAGGAUUUUCCUUUUAGAACUGUGGAAUGACUACUAACCUAGCACCAGACCAAAGUUCAUUUUAAGGGGACAGAAAGGGUGACGCAGGGGAGUGGAGGACGCUGAGGAGUCGGGUGUGGUUUCCGAGAGGAAGGGAGGAAGCGUUGGUACUGAGAAGAACAUGGAGUGAGCUCCAUCUUGGGAUGCAGAGCCAGCGUAGAGCUAGGAGCUCUGGGAGAAGGGAAGAGGGUGUGAGGCAUGUGGCGUGAGGAGGGGCGCAGGGUGGCUCACCUGGGAAGACAGGAAGUGAAAAGGUGCGGUCGGUCUUGCUUCCCUUUCCCGGGAGGUCUUGGGGCAGUCCCUCAGCCCACUCUCUAGAAUGUCCCUAGAAGUCCCGGGGGUCGUGGGUCCCACGCCUCCCUGGGGCCGUGGGAAGGAGGAGCCUGGGCGACGGGCGGGGCCUCGUGAGCGGCUCCGCCUCCGCCUUCCCUGCGGCGUCCCGGGCGCUGCGGUAGCCGGCCUCCCCUCCCUUACGCGCUCGGGCGGGAGGGCGGAGCUGGGCCCGCUCCAUUGUGGAGUGGAGGGGAGAGGUCCUCGGGAGCCGAGUCCGGGUCCAGGUGCUGGGGGCGCUCGCGGCUGCAUCUGGUGGAACCCGCAGCCGGGAUGCAGCGGGCGCCCGGAGCUGGUGGGCAGCGCAGCGGCUCCGGGGACAUGUGCGCUGGCCCAGCUCGCCCGCGACCAUGAGCCUGACCGCCCGCGUCUCCUGCUCCAUGCUUAGCUGCUUCGGUGAGGAGGGCCCCCCCAGCCUGGAGUACAUCCAAGCGAAGGAUCUGUUCCCCCCCAAGGAACUGGUGAAGGAGGAGGAGAAUCUCCAGGUACCCUUCACAGUGCUACAGGGUGAGGGAGUGGAGUUCCUGGGCCGGGCAGCUGAUGCUCUCAUUGCCAUCUCCAACUACCGGCUACAUAUCAAGUUCAAAGACUCUGUCAUCAACGUGCCCCUCCGAAUGAUUGACAGCGUGGAAAGUCGUGAUAUGUUCCAGUUGCACAUUGCCUGCAAAGACUCCAAAGUGGUGAGGUGCCACUUCUCCACUUUCAAGCAGUGCCAAGAAUGGCUCUCAAGGCUAAGCCGGGCCACAGCAAGACCUGCCAAGCCUGAGGACCUCUUUGCCUUUGCCUACCAUGCCUGGUGCCUGGGGCUGACUGAGGAGGAUCAGCAUACCCACCUAUGUCAGCCAGGAGACCAUAUCAGAUGUCGACAAGAGGCAGAGCUCACAAGGAUGGGCUUUGACCUGCAGAAUGUCUGGAGAGUCUCACAUAUCAACAGCAACUACAAGCUGUGCCCUAGUUACCCCCAGAAGCUGCUGGUUCCUGUGUGGAUUACAGACAAAGAGCUGGAGAAUGUGGCUUCCUUCCGCUCUUGGAAGCGCAUCCCUGUUGUUGUAUAUAGACACCUGCGCAAUGGGGCUGCCAUUGCCCGCUGCAGCCAGCCUGAGAUCAGCUGGUGGGGCUGGCGCAAUGCUGACGAUGAAUACCUGGUCACAUCCAUUGCCAAAGCCUGUGCCCUGGACCCAGGAACAAGGGCUAGUGGGGGCUCCCUCAACACUGGGACUAAUGAUGCCAGUGAGGCAUGUGACAUUGACUUUGAUUCUUCUCUAACUGCAUGCUCUGGGGUAGAGAGCACAGCUGCCCCUCAAAAGCUACUGAUACUGGAUGCACGGUCCUACACAGCAGCAGUGGCUAACCGGGCCAAGGGUGGAGGCUGUGAAUGUGAAGAGUAUUAUCCCAACUGUGAGGUCGUGUUUAUGGGAAUGGCCAACAUCCAUGCCAUCCGAAACAGCUUCCAGUAUCUCCGGGCUGUGUGUAGCCAGAUGCCAGAUCCCAGCAACUGGUUGUCGGCGCUGGAGAGUACCAAAUGGCUGCAGCACUUAUCAAUGAUGCUAAAAGCAGCUGUGCUGGUGGCUAAUACAGUAGACCGGGAAGGCCGGCCUGUGCUGGUACACUGCUCUGAUGGUUGGGACCGCACACCGCAGAUUGUAGCCUUGGCUAAAAUAUUACUGGACCCCUAUUACAGGACAUUGGAGGGCUUCCAAGUGUUAGUUGAAUCUGACUGGCUAGAUUUUGGGCACAAGUUUGGAGACCGCUGUGGCCACCAGGAGAAUGCAGAGGACCAAAAUGAACAAUGUCCUGUGUUCCUCCAGUGGCUUGAUUCGGUUCAUCAGUUGCUUAAGCAAUUCCCCUGCCUGUUUGAAUUUAAUGAAGCAUUUCUGGUCAAACUGGUGCAGCACACAUACUCCUGUCUCUACGGUACAUUCCUAGCCAACAAUCCUUGUGAACGAGAGAAGCGCAACAUCUACAAGCGGACAUGCUCUGUGUGGGCGCUCCUGAGAGCCGGCAAUAAGAACUUCCAUAACUUCCUCUAUACACCUAGCUCAGACAUGGUCCUGCAUCCAGUUUGUCAUGUCCGGGCCCUGCACCUCUGGACAGCUGUUUAUCUGCCUGCAUCAUCUCCAUGCACACUUGGAGAGGAAAAUAUGGAUCUUUAUCUUUCCCCAGUGGCCCAGAGCCAGGAAUUCUCUGGUCGUUCUCUAGACAGGUUACCUAAAACCAGGUCCAUGGAUGAUCUUCUUUCUGCCUGUGACACAAGCAGCCCCCUGAUUCGCACAUCCAGUGACCCUAACCUGAAUAACCACUGUCAAGAGGUCAGAGUCAGCCUGGAGCCUUGGCAUAGCAAUUCUGAGGGAACAGAUACAGCCUUUGUAGAAUCUGGAGUAGGAGGUCCUCAGGCGCCUGUGGAAGUGGGUCUUCCUCCUCUGCCCAACCAGAAAGACUACUUGAGCAAUAAGCCUUUCAAGGGUCACAAAAACUGUUCUCUAAGUUAUAAACUGCUUAAUACAGCUGUGCCCCGGGAAAUGAAGAACAACAUCUCUGAGAUCAAAGUCCUAGAAGAGACUGAGGCACUACCAGCCCCAGAUCCCCCAGUCCAAGAGGAGCUGAGUAGGACUUUUGAUGACUCAGAGCCAUCCGAACAGUGUCCCAAAACAGAAGCUGUCAGUGCACUUGCUAAUGUCAUCUCCACCAAGUGUGGUAGAGCCUGUAAUUUUCCUGAGUCUGCCCGGGAUUCUCUUACAGAUGCCCUCCAGCAGGCCAAGCUAGAAUCCAUGCUAGCCGCAACCCCCGCAAGGUGUGCUCUAGAUCACAGUCUGGGCAGCCUUUGCAACCCCCCAAGUGCUACCUGCCAAACUCCUCAAGAGCCAAGUGCUGACUUCCUCAGCCAAGAUCCCCAAGGGCCUAUGACAAGUAUCUCCCACCAGGAACAGCCCAGUUCUGUGCUGGAUCUAAUCUACAGGGAGGAAGAUGCUGGCAAGAGAGUCAAUAAGAAUGGGCAGUUAUUGGAAAAUCCUCGCUUUGGGAAAAUGCCAUUGGAGUUGGCCCGAAAACCAAUUUCUCAGAGUCAGAUCAGUGAGUUUUCUUUUCUGGGGUCCAACUGGGACAGCUUCCAAGGGAUGAUGACUUCAUUUCCGAGUGGUGAGACUACCCCUCGACGUUUGCGUUCUUACGGCUGUUGUAGCAAGAGACCAAGUAGUAAGCAGAUGCGGGCCACGGGGCCCUGCUUUGGGGGCCAGUGGGCACAGAGAGAAGGUAUGAAGUCACCUGUCUGUUCUAGUCAUUCCAAUGGACACUGUACAGGCCCAGGAGGAAAGAACAACCGGAUGUGGUUGUCCAGUCACCCAAAGCAAGUCUCCAGCACAAAGCCUGUUCCUCUGAGCUGCCCUUCUCCAGUACCUCCUCUCUACCUGGAUGAUGAUGGACUCCCCUUUCCCACGGAUGUAAUCCAACAUAGGUUACGGCAAAUUGAAGCAGGGUACAAGCAAGAAGUGGAGCAGCUGCGUCGACAGGUUCGAGAGCUUCAGAUGAGACUAGAUAUCCGUCAUUGUUGUGCCCCUCCAGCAGAGCCCCCUAUGGACUAUGAGGAUGAUUUUACGUGUUUAAAGGAGUCAGAUGGCAGUGACACUGAAGAUUUUGGGUCUGAUCACAGUGAAGACUGCCUUUCAGAAGCAAGCUGGGAGCCUGUUGAUAAGAAGGAGACUGAGGUGACUCGCUGGGUUCCAGACCAUAUGGCAUCACACUGCUAUAACUGUGACUGUGAAUUCUGGUUAGCCAAACGAAGACACCACUGCAGAAAUUGUGGGAAUGUAUUUUGUGCUGGAUGCUGCCACCUGAAGCUGCCCAUUCCAGAUCAACAACUCUAUGACCCAGUUCUCGUCUGUAACUCAUGUUAUGAACACAUUCAAGUAUCUCGUGCCAGAGAACUCAUGAGCCAACAUCUGAAGAAACCCAUCGCUACAGCUUCCAGUUGAAUGCCAGAAGAGAUGACCUGUCCAUUUUUAGGUUUGAAGGGAGGAUCUGCUUCAGGUGUAGUCUGGAAGGUUCCUUGGUAUGGCUCAUGAAACCACAGAGCUCAAAGAUACCAUCUUAAGAAAUCCUCCUUGGUACCAUGUGACUGGAGCAGAGGAAUUUCAAUUUGGCAGGAGGUUUUCUACUGGAGAGACCCUCACUUUGGGGUAAUGGUCCUGAUCCAGACCCAGAGUCUGGAAGCUUACCAUUGAGUUGGUGACUCCAGCUUCUUUCUCCUGGUGUCACAAGAUGAUGAUUUCAUAGAUACUGCCUGGUGCAAAGUGCCCAAACAGCAAUAGAAAGGCAUACUUAAACCAAACUCCAAAUGAUAAUGAGACCCAUCUCUCCUCCACCUUGAAAAAAGCAGAUUCUAGUAUAUAAGAUAGGAAUUCCUAUCCUAUUUGAAAUGAACUUUAUUCUGUACCUCUGUGCUCUGUGUCUGUGCAUGAAGGCUCAGUCUUUUAGAGGCACUCCCUCUAGUUGCAUUAGUACUGUCUUCUGUGGCGUUCGGCUUAAAGACUGGGUUGGCAAAUGGAGGUUUUGAUGUAUUUUUCAUCUGGCUCAUUGGCCAGCAUCAGCGAAUGCUGAGUUUGGGGGGACAGUUCUGAGUGAGACACUUUUGGAAACAGAGGAAAACUCUGAUGGUGUUUCAAUCUUGGCAAAAAUCAGUUACUUUGAACUGUGAAGGCAGUCGCUAUUACGCAGUGGCAGCUCUUGAGGUAUGCACUGUGAAGAAUGAGAAGGGAAAAGCAAAAAUGAUCCUUGUGAAAUAUCUGCUGAUCAUGCCCUCCCCUUUGCGCCUGACUUUUCCUAGUUGUCCUGGUGCUAACAUGGGAGCUACACCUUGAUCCUCUCCUGGCAUGAAAAUAAAACAAAGGAUUUUGUUGUUCCAUUGCCCACUUCUCCCCGCCCCCAUGUUGUCUUUCCCUUGGCUGCUGCCUCCUCUGGGUCACACUGCUUCUUAUCCUGAACACUUGACACCUUGAGGGUAGAAUUUAGCAUUUGGUUUUUACCUCCUAGCAGAUGCUGUUUGGUAUGUGAGGGUUUCAGUAAAAAUGCUGCUGUCUAUUUCUGUGCACUUAACAAUGGAACCCAAACAGAAGAGAAAGCCUUGAUACCAAAAUUGGGAGCGAUCAUGUGUCCAUUCGGACCAAACAUUUCUUUUGUUGUUGUUUGUUUUAUUUUGAUUGUGUUUUUCAUCUUACUAUGUACCAGUGGCACUUAACCAAAAGAUACAGUGAUAUAGCCAUGUAUUGUGGUUGGGACGGAUACAGUCUCUUUGGCCCAUAGUGAAAGUACUAGGAUUUCCUUUAUACAUUUUCCUUAAUUCAUUAAUAUACAAAAGAUAAAUUACUUAGGCUUAUUUAACUGUUUUAAAACUAUGGCAGUUGUCUUUCUCACUGCCAUGUUUCUUUCUAGAAAAAUUUUUCAUUCCAAAAUAACUAGAAAACUGCAUUUAGAACAAAUUUGUUUGUCCUGACCUUUUCUUCAGUCUUACAGAGAAGCAUCUGUGUUCCUUUUAUACUUGCCAUGGACAUAACCUAAAAAGUUUUGGCGUAUUUAGGUCAGCCUAGCAGAAUUUUUUUUUUUUUUCAUUUAAAUGGCACUGAAUAAUGGAUAUUGUGUGUCUGGGAAAUUCUAGGAUCAAAUGAAAGAGUAACAAACUAUUUGUCUGAUACAUAAAAUUAUUUUUAGCAUUUUUCUCAAUCUUUAAAAUUUAUUGCCAGUCAUGACUAGCUUUUUAAUUAAUGAUUUUCAUUGCACUUCACUCUGUCUUCAGGGGAUUGGAAACAUUCGGGGAGACUGUAUCUGUCCAUUUUGUGUGACUGUUUUGAGGGAUUGUCCCAUCAGUGAACAAACUGCAUGGCCUCAGAGAGAAACUCUGGGCUAUUGGCUCAGAUGUGUUCAUCCUUUCAGAGCUGUUGUGGGUGUAAGUGACAUGAUGUGGCCAAAAAAUCCAAACCGUGCAGUCGCGUUGUAACAAACAUGCAAUGUGCUGUAAAAACUCAAUACAGUUUAAAUAAAAUCUCUAUAUUAGU
Molecule: messenger RNA, 7883 nt
Organism: Nannospalax galili (Upper Galilee mountains blind mole rat)
Lineage: Eukaryota; Metazoa; Chordata; Mammalia; Rodentia; Spalacidae
Gene: Mtmr4
Product: myotubularin related protein 4
Exons: 18
Coding region: 2190-5807 (1205 amino acids)
Biological process (GO): dephosphorylation; regulation of autophagy
Molecular function (GO): phosphatidylinositol-3,5-bisphosphate 3-phosphatase activity; metal ion binding; protein phosphatase binding
Source: RefSeq, a predicted model, not a curated record